AUGUUUGUGCUGCGAGCGGCCUCCAGCUCCAUCCAGGAUGUCCAAUUGGACGGGUAUACGCUCACAGUGCACCAAGGACGCCUCCCCGAGCCCAUCGCGGUCAGCAAGCUGCUGGCGCGGGCGUUUGCCGCCAGCGCGGGCGAGGACGGCGACGAGGGCGGUGCGUCCCCGCUGGCGGGCGCCGCGCUGGUACCUUUCCAGCUCAAGCUGCUGGCCGCGCUGCAGUGGCGGGGAUCCACGCUGGGCAGGAGCUUCAUCGCCGUAGCCGCCACCGAGGCGGGCAGCCAGGAGCUUGCGGGCGUGGCAAACGUGUCAGCGGGCAUGGCGCUGGCGGAUGCCGACACACACCAGCUGGAGCUGGGGCCGGGCCAGGCGGCCGCCACCAUCAGCAACAUGGCCGUGGCGGAGCGGCACCGGCGGCGGGGGCUGGGGCGGCGCCUGCUGGCGGCAUGCGAGCACGCCGCGCAGCACCUGCUGGCGCCGCCCGCCACCCUCUGUGCGCUGACCGUGUACAGCAGCAACGAGGCGGCCAUAGCGCUGUACGAGAGCAGCGGCUACCAGAUAGAAAGCAGCUGGGUGGACCCGCGGUGGGCGGAGAGCGCGGAGCGCGGCAGGGUGGCCUUCGGGCGGCGGCAGCUCAUGGUGAAGAGGACGCUAGGGGUGGAAGAAGCAGCGGCAGCGGCGGAGGAGGCAGCAGGCGCGGCGAGGUUGCUGUAG
Chlorella variabilis is the source of this 717-nucleotide messenger RNA. RefSeq lists its product as hypothetical. Gene Ontology annotation, molecular function: acyltransferase activity, transferring groups other than amino-acyl groups. The record is from RefSeq and is a predicted model, not a curated record. The transcript is spliced from 3 exons. Lineage: Eukaryota; Viridiplantae; Chlorophyta; Trebouxiophyceae; Chlorellales; Chlorellaceae. The coding region runs from base 1 to 717 and encodes 238 amino acids.